AUGGCCAUAGGGUCUCUGCUGCUUCAACAACACCAUCACCAAUUCGCAUUCCUCCGCCAUACCUGCGGCGUCUCCCCUCUUCCCGUCUCUGUGUCCUCCUUUGCCAAUUCUUCCGCCGCCGCCUCGCUGCCCUCGUCCUCUUGCCUCCUCCCGAUUGCCUUCCUGCGCCGAUUGGCAUCUUCUGCCUCCUCCACAUCCGCCGCCGCCGCUGCCUCUGCCUCGUCUGCUGCUGCUUCCGUCUUCUCUCCUCAUAAGCCCAAACCUAAUCACCAUCUGCAUCAACAACGACCGAAGCGGAAACCGCAAUCCCAGCCGCCGCCUUACCCUCCGCCGCUGCCCUACCACCGGUUAAGGUCCCUAGCACCCACACCCGACACGCUGGCUCAGAAGAUCGGGAAAUCUAUUCGGCGCCCUGGCGCGCCUUCUAAGGCUAGGGUUUAUGCCGAUGUUAACGUUAUCCGGCCUAAGGAGUACUGGGACUAUGAGACGCUUACCGUUCUGUGGGGGGAACAAGAUGAUUAUGAGGUGGUGAGGAAGGUUGGCAGAGGAAAAUACAGUGAGGUUUUUGAAGGUGUUCAUUGCACUGAUAAUGAGAAAUGUAUCAUUAAGAUACUUAAGCCUGUUAAGAAGAAGAAGAUUAAGAGGGAGAUCAAAAUACUGCAGAAUCUUUGUGGGGGCACUAACAUAGUGAAGUUGCUUGAUAUUGUUAGAGAUCAGCAAUCAAAGACACCAAGUCUUAUAUUUGAAUAUGUGAAUAACACUGAUUUUAAAGUACUUUACCCAACACUUCAGGACUAUGACAUUCGAUACUACAUCUACGAACUUUUAAAGGCGCUCGAUUAUUGCCAUUCACAAGGUAUUAUGCAUCGUGAUGUCAAGCCCCACAAUGUAAUGAUUGAUCAUGAGCAGAAGAAACUCCGUCUCAUAGAUUGGGGCCUUGCAGAGUUCUAUCAUCCUGGGAAAGAAUAUAAUGUCCGUGUGGCUUCAAGGUACUUCAAAGGCCCUGAGCUUCUUGUUGAUUUGCAAGACUAUGACUACUCGUUGGAUUUGUGGAGUCUUGGUUGUAUGUUUGCUGGAAUGAUAUUCCGCAAGGAGCCAUUCUUUUAUGGUCAUGAUAAUUAUGAUCAAUUGGUCAAGAUAGCAAAGAUCUUGGGAACAGAUGAAUUGAAUGCAUAUUUGAGCAAGUACCGCAUAGAUAUUGAUCCACAUCUUUCUGCCCUUGUUGGGAGGCAUGGACGGAAACCAUGGACGAAAUUCAUCAACCCUGAGAACCAGCAUUUGGCAGUUCCCGAGGCAAUCGACUUUGUGGACAAAUUGUUGCGAUACGACCACCAAGAGAGACCAACUGCGAAAGAAGCUAUGGCACAUCCGUAUUUCUACCCAAUUCGAAAUGCGGAAAGCAGUAGAGGUCGAUCUUAG
Linum trigynum is the source of this 1419-nucleotide messenger RNA. NCBI's taxonomy places the organism in Eukaryota, Viridiplantae, Streptophyta, Magnoliopsida, Malpighiales, Linaceae. The record is from the annotation of a GenBank genome assembly.